AUGAAUUACCUCUUGCAUCCGGAGUUCUCCACCAGCUCUCCGGAGUACUCCGAUCACCACCUCCUCCCCUUCAACGAAAGUGACUCACAAGAGAUGCUUCUGUUCGGAGUAAUCUCCGAUGCCCAACCACCCCCCCACAUUAAACAAGAAGUAGAUCAUCAUGAGUGUUUAGAGUCAGAAAAAGAGUGCAGCUACAGAGGCGUGAGGCGGCGCCCGUGGGGGAAGUAUGCGGCUGAGAUACGUGACUCGACUCGUAACGGCGUUAGAGUAUGGCUUGGAACAUUUGACACCGCGGAGGAAGCCGCUCUAGCGUAUGAUCAGGCGGCUUUUGCUCUCCGUGGCUCAGCCGCGGUCCUUAACUACCCAGCCGAGGUUGCGUAUGAAUCGUUAAUGAAGAUGGGAUACAUGUACGAGGAAGGGAGUUCGCCGAUUUUGGCGUUAAAGAGGAAACACAGCUUGAAGAGGAAGUCAAUGAUGAAGAUGAUGAAGAAGAAGAAGGAGAAAGAGGGUAAGGUGGUAAAUGUUGUUGUUUUGGAGGAUUUGGGAGGGGAGUAUUUGGAAGAGUUAUUAGGGUUAUCUGAGAGCUGUAGUAGCAGUAGUUGUUCUAGCUGGUAAUAUUAAAUUAAGCAAGCAAGUUUGUCAUUUUUGACUUUGUUACACAAAUCUUUGGAAGAAGUUGUGGAUGUAGAGAGGUGAAAUGAUGUAAAUUAGAAGAUUAACUGUUUAGCUAAGAGUUCAUGUUCCUUGUAACAAAGUUACAUUGUGGACAUAUAUAACUUGGUUAAUAUUUCAGUGUAUUUUUAUAAACAUCAAUAAUACAUAUUU
Molecule: messenger RNA, 825 nt
Organism: Helianthus annuus (common sunflower)
Lineage: Eukaryota; Viridiplantae; Streptophyta; Magnoliopsida; Asterales; Asteraceae
Product: ethylene-responsive transcription factor 1B
Exons: 1
Coding region: 1-615 (204 amino acids)
Biological process (GO): ethylene-activated signaling pathway; regulation of DNA-templated transcription
Molecular function (GO): DNA-binding transcription factor activity; DNA binding
Source: RefSeq, a predicted model, not a curated record